AUGCGUCCGGUGCGGCAAGAGGCAGAUGCCCAAGUACCGCUUCGCGCAGUGCGUUAUUCAUCUCGCAAAAAGCGUUGGGCGCAGACUUCCAACUGCGCCAGAGGCGUCAGGGAGCCCCUACCAUCUACCGUCCGCCUCGUGACAUGGAACCUCGACUUCACAGCUUCCGAUAAGAAGAAACGGCUCCUUGCCGCCCUCUCCUACAUCCAGCAACAUGUUCUUGACUGCAGGACCACUAGUGAACGGCCUGAACCAUGCUGCAUCAUGUUACAGGAGGUACAUGUGUCAGUUUUCGCAGAGAUCCUCAAUGCCGAAUGGGUGCGACGGUGUUUCGUAGUUGCUCCCGCUAGCGUGGACAAGUGGCCAGAUCAAGCAGUGUACGGAAAUGUCACACUAGUCUCUCGCACAAUCCCCGUGGUCAAUGUCUCCACCAUCGCAUUCAGCAAUUCUAAGAUGAAACGCAAUGCCAUAUUCGUUGAUAUUAAACUGAGCAUUCCUGCUCACGAAGACGAACCUCGCCUAUCAGGAGGCAUCAUUACCCUGCGCGUUGCAAACACGCAUCUUGAAUCGAUGCCAGAAGGGGCCGGAGCACGGCCUAGGCAAUUGAAACUCAUUGCAACUGCAUUGCGUGGGAGGGGAAUGUUCGGGGGUAUUGUGGCAGGGGAUAUGAAUGCUAUCGGUCCUGCUGACGAGACUAUCGUGGAGGCAGCCGGACUGUAUGAUGCCUGGGAAGGUGAUAACGAUGAUGAGGAAGGUUUUACCUGGGGAUACCAAUCUGCGGGGCGAUUACCGCCUGGAAGGUUAGACAAGGUGCUCACCACUGGACAAGAAGGUUUCGUUGUGGAUCAGCCAGAGAGGAUAGGGAUUGGUGAGACGAUUGGGAGGGACAAAUGGGUGAGCGACCACUAUGGGCUGCUAGUUGAUGAUGUAAAUAUUAACAUAAUAAACAGAGUCGGGCAGAUAAAUAAAUCUACAACUUUUUUUUUCCACGCAGUUCAACUUCCUUCGUCCUCAUUCAACUUAACGACAAGCAAGUUCAUGAUGAAGUUCUCUGUUAGCUACCUCGCGCUCUUCGUGGCUAGUACUCUUGCCCAGUUCACAAUCAACACCCCUGCCAACGUUGUUGAGUGUCAACCCACCCUCCUGACGUGGUCAGGUGGAACUGGUAACAUUCUACCUGGUGCGACCCCCAAUGGUGCUGCUGUUGAAAAUCUGGGACAGCAAAAUAGCACUUCAGUGACCUGGGUCUGCAACAUCCAGUCCGGGACAUCUCUUGGUCUCACCCUCCGCGACAGCACUGGUUUGACUGCGCAGUCUGCGCCGUUCACCGUGAACCCUGGAUGUGCGUGUUUCAGUUGA
Suillus bovinus is the source of this 1359-nucleotide messenger RNA. Its product is annotated as Endonuclease/exonuclease/phosphatase. NCBI's taxonomy places the organism in Eukaryota, Fungi, Basidiomycota, Agaricomycetes, Boletales, Suillaceae. The coding region runs from base 1 to 1359 and encodes 452 amino acids. The transcript is spliced from 4 exons. The record is from RefSeq and is a predicted model, not a curated record. Gene Ontology annotation, cellular component: cytoplasm; PML body. Gene Ontology annotation, biological process: double-strand break repair. Gene Ontology annotation, molecular function: single-stranded DNA binding; 5'-tyrosyl-DNA phosphodiesterase activity.